AACACACACGUACAUACAUACGCUCACAUGUCUUUGGCUAUCUGGCGCUUCUAUGUUUAUUUUCGUUACCGCCAUUCCACGUGUACUUGGCCAAUCAGCUGGUUUCAUACUUUCUCAAUAUCACUUUGGCACGUAUACUGGACGCUAAUCCCGGCAAAAACGAAUCUUGAAAUAUUGGGGACAAAGAGAGGCCGCGUGAUAUAAAUUGGCAGGAAACCUACAGAAUCGUCAAAGAGAAUUCUGAGAGAAUACAUCAAAGUAUCGCGCAAAGUCGAGAGGUCGCAAGUUUAAAAUCAAACUGCCAAAUCGUUUAAUGUCUGCCGCAAUGGAGCACAUUACACCGGAGGAAUAUAUAAGCAAUAUUAUAACAGCAGAUAAUAUAGAUGAGUCGAUGAAACACUUAUUAGAAACAUUAGAGCUUGAAACACAUGACGUGAAAAAGAUAACAAGAGACACGAUGUUGUAUACUGACUGGUUGGAAUACUACCAUAAGUUUGCGGCUGAGAUAUAUGAAAAGAAGAAAACAAGUUUUACCACAUUGAAGAAAAAUAUAAAAUUUUAUAAGGAGAAACUGAGAGUAUACGAGAAAUCUUUGUGGAGCAUAUCGAAUAAUAAAGACAAUGCCAACUGGUUGAUGCAGCUAAAGGAGAAGAAUCAACGCAUUGAUACGUUGAGAUCAGAAUUGUUCUGCUACGAAAAAAUGGAUGAAAACUGCGAGCUUAUCGGAGACAUCGAUGACUUCAACUUUAUAUUUUAUCUGGACUCGAUAACUCGACAAAUUCUCGAGCUGGAGCUGGAAAUAGAAACCUUGAAAGACAUCGAGAAAAAUAUGAAAGAUCAUACAGAAAAUUCCACGCAGAAAAUUCUGAAGGACAAGAACAAACAUGACCUGAAAGAGUGGGAUAAUCUUUUAUGUUGUUUGUUGCAAAAUAUAGUGAAUGUUAAAGUUCCUGUCAGAUAUUGGUUAAAUCGACUCAGGAUACAAAACUUAAAAAGCACGUACUUAAUUUCGAUAAGAAAAUUACUCACCUGCCUAACAGACAAAAUUAACGAUACAGAGUUACAAACAACCCUAAAUAAACUGGAAAUUUGUAUUCAAAAUUACAUAAAUGAAGUGCAAAUCCUCCUCUUCGUUUCGUGUUAUAAUAAUUCGACGACUGAAAAUAUUCGGAUGUUAACAAUUCUACAGGAACAGUUAGUAAGCCUUGAGGACACUUUCUUUAAACAUUUGAAGGAAUCCACAAUAUCACCUAAGGUGAUAUUGAAUGAACGAAAUGAUCGGGUGACGAUACUAGAAAACCAAUAUGCCAAACUAACUGAGAAGUCAGACAAAUACAUUCAAGACCAAAUAACUGCUUUAAGUGAAAACGUGAUCAAGCGCAGAACCGAAGUACAAACUGUACGAAACGAAUGCGAGAAAUCGAUGGAAAAGCAUGAAAAUGAAUGUAAAAUCAUCAUGACCGACAAGUAUACGAGCACACUUGAUUCAGAACAAAGGAAAUAUCCUAACACAGAAGAAAGGGAAUAUCCUGUUGAGGAAAAAAAACAACAAAAAGAAGAGUUGAGUGAUGAACAGAAGAAGGAAGAUAAAAAAAAAAUAAAUGAUGAAGCGGAGGCACAACAUUCUAAGGAUGACCAAAUGAACAACAAAGAUCUGAAAUCGAUUAUGGUAAAUAAUAAUUUGUGGAAAAUGAAAAGUGAAAAUUUAUAUAAUGAGGCAUUGAUUAAGGCAACGGAGGUGAAGUUCGAGCUGUAUAAGGAAAUGUUGAACAAACUCAUGCAAUCCGAAAAUGAUAUCGAAGACGUGAUUGCUACGUACCAAAAGGAAAAUAAACGAAAUCACUUAAUAAAUAUGAACAACAAAAUAUUGCUAUAUUUCAACAUCGAACAGGCAAACUUCAUAGAACCAGCACUCAGACGCAAUCAAAAACAAAAAGGAGAUUACGAUCUGCUUAAAAAUAACGUCGCAAUGAAUGACAUAAAAAGUGAAAGUAAUACUUCGGAAGAAUGCGACAGUUGUGAGACCUUAAAUAGCAAAUUGCAUCACGUCACGAACGUUAUCUGUUGUACUUCUCAAGAAAUAACCAAGACAAGUGCAAUGUUCCACAUGCUUCCGUUUAAGAAAUUCGUGAGGACUAUAUCGGAAUACAUAAUAACAAAAGAAAAAGCAAAGUCAAAAAGAAGAAAUGGACGAAAGCAACGGAAACAUUAGAAACAAGAUUAGCGAAAGUUCAAGAGCUAUCCGAUCUAUUGUGUGACAAGCACAAAAACUCUCUCUAAUAUCACUGAAGAGUAUUUCAGCGAUGAAUAUUUAUCCUACGAUGGGAAUGAUAGAGAGUAUCAAUUUUUUAACAAUUUGGGGUGAGAAGGACAUCGGUAAACUCAAUGAAAAUUGAAACACUUCAAGACGCUACAAAUUUCAGUGGCCGUCUCCAUACUAAACUUAUUGAAUGGGAGCGUCCAACUGUGCCAUUCGAAGUACGGAGAUGAUCACAGUCGCAGGACAUACAGAACAGGAAGAUAGAAAAAGAAAUAUACAUACAUAUAUCUAUAUGUAUAUAUGUAUAUAUCCAGUUGCUUUGCGGCUUCCCCUACUUCGUGUCACCGUGUGAAACGAGCAUCGAUAUCUUCGUUACCACGACGUUGUCAUGCGCCCACACAACCACGACCGUAGAGAGGCGGACUAAAGACGAUUCCUGGCGAGAAAGAGCAAAAAAGAUAGAGUCAGCGGACUAGAGGCAAUUCCUACCGAAAAAGAGCAAAAAAGAUAGACGCAGCGGUAAAAUUGGAACGGCGUGUCGAGAACAGCACGAACACACUGGGGGACUACCUUCCCGUCUGCGUGUCACUCUUGGAUCCAUGUUCAUUGUCAUUAUGCAUCAUUACGCGACCUCUCGUCAUUCACGUGGCGGCGCAUCGUCCUCCUUUCGAAGUAACCGACAAAGGCCCGGAAUCGGAAGCCGAUUCUCUGGGAUACUGCUAAAUUGAGUGUAUAAUAAUGUCGGAUGAUGAUUCCAGAACGGAUUGUCCCGGAGAUGUAAACAUGGGCGUUCCGUUCUCUUCGCGAGGCGACCGAACGUCCGGUUUCGACGACUUUAUUAAAAUGUCUAGAUAAUGUCGUUGUAGACAUUAUAAAAUAUGUUACUGUUAAUGGAACAUAUUCAAUUGUUCGCGGCGCAACGUUCGAUAUUGUUGUUAACAGGAGACUUACGCUUCUUUAGGAGAUGCUCGUUUGUUUCGCGGAUUUAUGUCUUAAGCGGACGUAAGCAAUUGAAUUUAAUAGCUUUUAAAGAGAGUUGCGCACACUGCACACGAAUUUAACGUAGACUAACGGACGACUAAAUGAAAAAUAAAGGAUUCGCAUGUACAUCGCGUAGAAUUUUACUUUCCAGACAAUAAUGUUUCUCGUGGAUCUUCGUUUUUCGUUAAACGCCGAAGUGCUUGAUUCAGCCGUCAGUGAACAAGCUUCCAUAAUCAAUUCCCGAGUCAUCAAUGAAUUUGCGUACGUCGAGUACCCUUGAUAAAUAAAAUUGCUUUCGAAGUAGAUUACAGUUCUCGUCAACAUCCUGCAGAGGAGCAACUAAAUUAAAGAGGAGCUUGUAGGAAUUUGUACUCACGCGCAAUCGUGAAUUCUCAAUCUUCAAAAAUACCAAGGUUUAGCUUUUCAUUACUCUUGCGUUGAUCUCCAUUCGUUUCUUUCCUCAUGUCUGCUCAUUUUAAUUUUCAGGAGGGUUGAUCGAGAAUUGAGCGACUUUACGACCGAUCUGUGAUUUUGUAAAUUAAUCUCUAAGAAAUUAAAAUACUAAAUAUUUUGCAUCUCUCUCUCUUUGCGCGAUUUGAUAAAAUUCAUUAAAACACGGAGGAGACAAGUAUGUAAAGUAUCACGUUUCCUCCCUUUUUAGAUUGCUUGUUACGGGUCCAAAAGAAUCGUCAUUGUGUAACGAAUAUUAUUAGUUCUAGUUAUACAGAAAUACGGGAUAAACAAGCGGUAACAAAGAGAAAAAAGCAUAGGACAUUAUGAGAUAAUCUGUCGUAAGCAAUAUUCUGUAAUUUAACCCUAAGGGCGUAUCCCUUACGGAGAAUAGGACUCAGAGACAACGGGCGUGUUUAAAACGUCAUGGAAACGCGAUGCCGAUAAUUUUCAAGAUGACAAUAAUAACGAAUGUUCACACGCGUAAUGUCGGGGAUGGUAUAUUUCGAUAAUUAGUUGUGGAGAUAUACGCGCGAAAAAAGAACCACGCAUACUACAGCAAUGCCGAUUUAUUUCCGCGAAAUGAUUAAUUGUUAACAAUAUACGCGAUCAAUGUGUGUUUUACAGAUGUAUGUGCACCAAAAUUCUGUGACCAUUUUCUGAAUCGAGAGUUAUUACAAUUUUUCGACCAGGCGCAUCCGUUUUUAAAUAUGCGACUGUUGUUUAUUUGAGAUUGCGGUAACAAUGUUUCAAAACAGCUGUGACGUUUCUCAGCUUGAUAUUUCAUUUGCGCCCUAUAAAUAAUAUAAAUCAUAAUAAAAAUAAAUUAAAUUAAA
Messenger RNA from Odontomachus brunneus, 4527 nucleotides. RefSeq lists its product as uncharacterized. Lineage: Eukaryota; Metazoa; Arthropoda; Insecta; Hymenoptera; Formicidae. The coding region runs from base 314 to 2212 and encodes 632 amino acids. The record is from RefSeq and is a predicted model, not a curated record. The transcript is spliced from 5 exons.